AUGCCAGGAGCACCAGCCAACAAGAGAGGACGCGCGAAGAAGAAGGGCGUGGACGUGAUCGAACACCCUACAGAGGCUGAAGUCAAUCAAGAAGCUUGGCUGCGAGGUACAAAUCAGGGUAAGAAGCGUGAGCGCGAAGAGUCCGAAGGCGAGCCUGCCCCGGUGGCAAAAGCAGUCAAGCGCGGGCGUGGGACCAAGACCAACGCCAUACCGUCGGACAAGGCUGCCACCGACGAUCUUAGCGCUACGCCAGAUGCGACUCAAGGCGGCGAAGAUGAGGUUAGUGGGAUAGAGGGGGAUGUGGACAUGGACCGCACCGGGACCACCUCGAAGAAACCCGAGGCGGCGGCAAGUGUUAGCGGGUCCGAGCCGGACGAAGCCUACGAAGGUGAAGAAGCCCACUCAGACGCAGGACGUGAAGACGACGAGAACUUUGGGGUUGAACACGAGCCUAGUGUCUCCAAGCGCAAGGCGGAGAAGAUCGCACAGCAGCUCGAACAAGGCACCGCGAAACUAGUCUCCAGAACUCGCAUCAGUCUUAGCGACUUCAACCGCAACAGGCUCACCGACGACGAUUUCACAAGCGCGGCAAACGAGUCUGAAUACGAUGCUGAUUUUCUUGAAGUGGACAGCAGCAGCACGACGGGCUCGACAGGGGAUGGGGAGGCCGCAAAGGAGGCUGAGUCGGAAAGUGAUUGGAAAGCAACAAUCAUCCACCGCGCGGGCUGGCGCCGUCGAAAGGGCCAAGGGGCGGCCACUGUCAGUGAACAGAACUAUGACCAGGCACUUGCGCACGGAAGGGAUGACAAGGAGCCCCGCAGCAGCGGCGCCCUUGCUAAGAUGCAUGCCGGGCCUACUGCCAAACCGACAGAACAUGCCGGAAGUCCCAAGCAGCGCCCCGGCCAGCAGCCCAUCGACCGAGAAGGCAUACAACAUGACACUCCAGCGCGUGGACAUGCUUCCACUGCAGCUACACUUCCGACCGAAGAGCGCUUCGUCGUUGCUGCGGGCAAGCCACGCCGCCGCAAGGAGAAGGUCAAAGCAACCAAUGGGACUGAUCCAAGCCAGCCAAAUGCAGGAGACACGGCGAGCGUGGUCGUGAUGGCGACUAAGACUAGAACACAUCAACAGAUCUAUGGUCCGACAGUGCACAAACAUGCCAAGCGGCCAUCCCCGGAGUACUUCGUAUCAAGUGAUGAUGAAGAUGACGGCAUAGCGGCGCUGCUGAAGCCGAAAUCUCAGCCUAAGCCCUUGCGCGGGAAGAAUGCUACAUCAGUAGAACCGAUGUCUAUGUCAGACGGGGUGAAGCGGCCGACAAGCAGCGACGGUGCGCGGCAUAAGCUACCCGCAGCGGGUGGCAGCAUCUCGUCUGAUGCUGAGGACGACACCGCCAACUUGAAGCUCCCCACGAAGCAGCAGAAGUGGCCGACCGACACAUACCUCACGUACAGCGAGGACGGCAAGAGUGCGGCUGGUAUCAUGUCGCAGCGCUCUGCGAAAGUUAAGUCGCUCUUUUCCGAGUUGAUCGCGUACGAGUUACCGCGCGCGCUUCUUCGAGUGAAUGCGUUACCCGACAAAUACCAACGCCCUCAAAUGUUCUUGGACAUACUCGUUGAGGCCUCGGUACGACUCAAGUAUGAAGACAUCACCCAAAGGCUUCUGGACGACACGAAGUACAGCCGCGAUAUGAUGAAAAUACCUGUUGACAGGAUGUCUAGUGUGCGAGGUCCGCUGUACCAAGUCGCACGUGACAUAGCCUGGGAGGGGUAUGGUCUCAAGGAGAUUGAGCAUGACCCAUCCGCACUCAAGAAGGCUAGCCGUGUGCUCACGGUUGAUGAUCGCUUCAUCAGCCCCGGCAAGCUCUCGAAUGGCAAAUACACCGAGUUCAAGGCAGACUUACCCUUCUGCGCGCCCCCAAUCAUCAAGAUCAUCGCGGUCCUCUUUUUUGGUCCAAAUGCCGAGAUCCCUCUGGCAGACGAGUUUUUCACGUCGUCAAUCAAGCAGGGCAUCGAGUCGGAGCAGUUGGAGAUCCCCGAAGCGAUGGCGGCAUUUGUCGCCACCAUGGCUGGUGCUGCCAUACGAGAGGGAAUCGACGGAGCUCGCCGACCUCUGAAGAACGGCCAGGGCUUCAUUGCGACGGCGCAAGACUCACGUUAUGCGGGACAUCUCAAUACUCUCCAGAGGCUGACGACAAUGGGUCGCCACAAGAUCCUCGGUUAUAUGUACAAGACCGCAAAGGCAUACUAUGUCAAAGGGCCGGCGGAUCAACCUGCCACCAGCACGUUCGUGAAUCCGGCGACAGCGGGCAUGAACAUUCAACUGUAA
Molecule: messenger RNA, 2325 nt
Organism: Rhodofomes roseus
Lineage: Eukaryota; Fungi; Basidiomycota; Agaricomycetes; Polyporales; Fomitopsidaceae
Exons: 20
Coding region: 1-2325 (774 amino acids)
Source: RefSeq, a predicted model, not a curated record